Puma concolor (puma) is the source of this 1926-nucleotide messenger RNA. The record is from RefSeq and is a predicted model, not a curated record. NCBI's taxonomy places the organism in Eukaryota, Metazoa, Chordata, Mammalia, Carnivora, Felidae.
UGUGGAAGCUUGUGAUGACGGAGCAGAUGACGUACUUGUCAUCGAUCGCGUGUCCACAGAAGUCACCCUGUCAGUCAAGAAAGAUAUUCCUCCUUCAGCUGUCACAAGACCAAUAUUUGGUAUCCUGGGCACAAUCCAUCUGGUGGCAGGUAAUUAUCUAAUUGUCAUUACCAAAAAGACAAAAAUAGGUGAAUUUUUCAAUCAUGUAAUCUGGAAAGCAACAGAUUUUGACGUCCUUUCUUAUAAGAAGACAAUGUUGCACUUAACUGAUAUUCAGUUACAAGAUAAUAAAACUUUCCUAGCGAUGUUAAACCAUGUCCUGAAUGUGGAUGGGUUUUACUUCUCAACGACAUAUGAUUUGACCCACACCUUGCAGCGGCUGUCCAACACGAGCCCAGAAUUCCAAGAAAUGAGUCUUUUGGAAAGGGCAGAUCAGCGGUUUGUAUGGAAUGGUCAUCUUCUAAGAGAACUUUCUGCGCAACCAGAGGUCCACCGGUUUGCUCUUCCCGUGUUACAUGGCUUUAUUACUAUGCACUCGUGUUCUAUUAACGGAAAAUACUUUGAUUGGAUUCUCAUCUCGAGGAGGAGUUGUUUCAGAGCUGGUGUGCGCUAUUAUGUAAGAGGAAUUGAUUCCGAAGGCCAUGCAGCCAACUUUGUAGAAACAGAGCAAAUUGUGCACUACAAUGGGAGCAGGGCUUCUUUUGUGCAGACUCGAGGAUCAAUACCACUUUUCUGGUCUCAAAGACCAAAUCUCAAGUACAAACCGCUGCCGCUGAUCAACAAAGUAGCAAAUCAUAUGGAUGGUUUCCAAAGGCAUUUUGAUUCACAAGUUAUUAUUUAUGGAAAACAAGUAAUAAUCAAUCUGGACUUCUAUACUCCUGUCGGAGGGCCCCUAGAAGAACAUGUGAAGAUACGUGUAUAUAUUGCCUUCGACUUCCAUAAAGAAUGUAAAAAUAUGAGAUGGGACCGACUGAGUAUUCUGAUGGACCAGGUAGCAGAAAUGCAGGAUGAGCUAAGUUAUUUUCUAGUGGACUCCGCCGGCAUGGUGGUGGCAAGCCAGGAGGGCGUGUUCCGCAGCAACUGCAUGGACUGUCUGGACAGGACCAACGUGAUCCAGAGCCUGCUGGCCCGCCGCUCGCUCCAGGCCCAGCUCCAGAGACUGGGAGUGUUGCACGUGGGACAGAAGCUUGAAGAACAGCACGAUUUUGAGAAGAUUUACAAAAACGCCUGGGCCGACAACGCAAAUGCGUGUGCCAAGCAGUACGCGGGCACUGGCGCCUUGAAGACGGACUUCACCAGAACUGGGAAGAGAACUCAGCUGGGACUGGUCAUGGACGGCUGGAACUCGCUAAUACGCUAUUACAAGAACAACUUCUCCGAUGGCUUCAGGCAGGAUUCCAUAGACUUAUUUCUUGGGAACUACUCAGUGGACGAAUUAGAAUCUCAUAGUCCUUUAAGUGUUCCACGGGAUUUGAAAUUCCUGGCUUUGCCUAUUAUCAUGGUUGUUGCCUUCUCGAUGUGCAUUAUCUGUUUGCUGAUGGCUGGUGACACUUGGACAGAAACACUGGCCUAUGUGCUCUUCUGGGGAGUCGCAAGCAUUGGAACAUUUUUUAUUAUUCUUUAUAAUGGCAAAGAUUUUGUCGAUGCUCCCAGAUUGGUCCAGAAAGAAAAGAUGGACUGAAUUUGUGUCUGUGGAAAGCGGCUCGGCUUAGAAGAUUCCAUCAUGCAGAACUGGAGUCUUUACUGACCCGCUUUCCACAUCAGCCCGAGGUCCUUUUAAAGCCUCUCUCCAGAAGCACGGCUUGUGCUCCGUGUGGGGGGAGGGGGGGUGACCUGGAAUCAGCCGGACGUUCCUGCCUCAGCGACCUCUUCACUACUGGGAUGGCUCUGUUUAUAAUUUGAAGCUCUUCUGUAAUUAAAGGGUGA